AACAAAAAUAUGAUCAAUACUUUUUAGAUGUCAAAUGUUGGUGAAACUAAAAUAGGGAAUGAAUCGAGAAUAGUUGGUAGAAACAUCGAAUGUGGAAAAGACAGUGGAGAAUUGAAGGCGGAAGAGCAGCAAGUACUUUAACCCAAAAUUGUGGGGUUCAAUGGCAUGAAUCAUGAUCGCGGUGUGGGAUCGUCAACCUCGAUGCCGAAAGGGAAAGGGAAAGGGAAAGGGAAAGGGAAAGGGAAAAUCCAAGGCCCAACGAGAAAAAACUAACGAAAUCUCUCUCCUAUUUAUAUUUUAUACUUGUAAAGUAAGUUUAGUUGUGUUGCCUGUUACUUCUCCACUAAGGUACCCUCCCAUUUCUGGAUUCGAAUUUGCUAGCCAACUUCAGAAUCAAAUUGUCACACGUCUCUACUCCUCUAUUCGACCUCCAACUCUGACUUUGCCCUCGCGAUUUUCUCCACCAUCUGUCUUCCAUUGUGAUUCCGGUUCAUUUGUCUUCCUUUUAAAUCCAACUCUAUAUCGAAAGCCCUAGUUUUUUUUCACUUUAAUUGGGUACCUUGAACUCAAUUUUGAUUCUCUUCAGGCUUAACUUAACUACUCCAUCUGAUCAUGGCCGGAAGACCAUGCAUUUUUCUCUACGUUUGUUUUAUUCUUUCUGUCUCCUGUUUGGGUAGAUUUGUUGUCGAGAAGAACAGCUUGAAGAUAACCUCCCCAGACUCCAUCAAGGGUGUUUAUGAAUGUGCCAUUGGGAAUUUUGGGGUUCCUGAAUAUGGAGGCACAAUGACUGGCAUCGUGCAUUAUCCUAAAGCCAAUCAGAAGGCAUGCAAGAGCUUUGAUGAUGCCGGUAUCUCUUUCAAGUCCAAACCUGGGAGUCUCCCUACCUUUGUUCUUGCCGAUCGAGGAGAUUGUUACUUCACCAUGAAGGCGUGGAAUGCACAAAAUGGUGGAGCUGCAGCAAUUCUUGUUGCAGAUGAUAGACUUGAACCAUUAAUUACCAUGGACUCUCCAGAAGAAGAGAAGGCAGAUGCCAAUUACCUAAAAGGCAUUGCCAUACCUUCUGCCCUUAUUAGCAAAAGCUUGGGGGAUGACAUCAAGAAAGCUCUGUCUAGUGGAGAGAUGGUCAAUAUAAAUCUUGAUUGGACAGAAGCUCUUCCACAUCCUGAUGAUCGCGUUGAGUAUGAAUUUUGGACAAAUAGUAAUGAUGAGUGUGGGCCGAAGUGUGAUAGUCAGAUUGAGUUUGUGAAAAACUUCAAAGGAGCUGCUCAGACACUUGAGCAGAAAGGUUACACUCAAUUCACUCCCCAUUAUAUAACUUGGUAUUGCCCAGAUGCUUUUACUUUGAGUAAGCAAUGCAAAUCUCAAUGCAUCAAUCAUGGGAGAUACUGUGCACCAGAUCCUGACCAGGAUUUCAGUAAAGGAUAUGAUGGAAAGGACGUGGUUGUUCAAAAUCUACGCCAAAUUUGUUUCUUUAAAGUUGCAAAUGAAUCUGGAAAACCUUGGCUUUGGUGGGAUUAUGUCACUGACUUUUCGAUCCGUUGUCCCAUGAAAGAAAAGAAGUACAACGAGGAAUGUGCCAAUGAAGUUAUUAAAUCUCUUGGUAUAGAUCUUAACAAGAUAAAAGACUGUAUUGGAGACCCAGGGGCAGAUAUGGAGAACUCAAUUCUUAAAGCUGAACAGGAUGCACAGAUUGGUAGGGGUUCCCGUGGAGAUGUUACUAUAUUGCCGACUCUUGUUAUAAAUAACAGACAGUAUAGAGGCAAGCUGGAUAGAGGAGCAGUUCUGAAGGGCAUUUGUUCUGGUUUCCAGGAGACUACAGAGCCUGCAAUUUGUUUAACUGAAGACAUGGAAACAAAUGAGUGUUUAACAAAUAAUGGUGGUUGCUGGCACAAUAAGGAUGCAAAUGUUUCUGCAUGCAGGGAUACAUUUCGAGGAAGAGUUUGUGAAUGCCCUACUGUUCGAGGUGUGAAGUUCACUGGAGAUGGCUACACUCAUUGUGAACCGUCAGGAGCUUUACGCUGUGAAAUAAAUAAUGGGGGUUGUUGGAAGGGAACCCAAGAUGGAAGAACUUACUCUGCCUGUUCUGAUGACCAUACAGAGGGCUGCAAGUGCCCUCCAGGAUUUAAAGGUGAUGGAAUCCGCAAGUGUGAAGAUGUGGACGAGUGCAAGGAGAAGCUAGCAUGCCAGUGCCCAGAGUGCAAAUGUCAGAAUACAUGGGGCAGCUAUGAUUGCAGUUGCCGAAAUGGUUUACUGUAUAUGCACGAACAUGAUACAUGUAUAGGUAACAUAGGGAACACUGUGACAAGCUGGAGCGUUGUAAAGAUUACUAUCCUUGUGUUGGCCAUCACUGGGAUCACAGGAUUUGCAGUUUACAAGUACAGAAUCCGGAGGUAUAUGGAUUCAGAGAUACGGGCUAUCAUGGCUCAAUAUAUGCCCUUGGAUAAUCAAGGAGAGACUUACGUCGCCCGUGGGGGCAUUUGAUAUAGUGACUUAAUUGGAAGAUUCAGCUUUUGGACAUAUGUGGAACCGACUACAUGAAACAUGUGAAGCCUGGUACUGAUGUUAUCUUAGGGUUUGUUGUAAAUUAUAUAUAGCUAAACUAGCUAGGUGAGGUUUGUUAUAGUCUUGUUGUCAUAUGAGAAAUAUUUGGGGAUAUUAUUUCUGCCCUCUCCCACGUUUGAAAAGACCUGUUAUCAGAAAACUGAAGCCUGGAAUGUACAUUUUAUUAAUGUGUCCAAUGGGGACAGGUGUGGGAGUAUUGAGAUCCUUUUCUUAAUAAGAGGCUGAGCUGAGCUGAGCUGGAUGCCAAACUCGACUGCAUUUAAGAUUUUGAA
Molecule: messenger RNA, 2834 nt
Organism: Cucumis melo (muskmelon)
Lineage: Eukaryota; Viridiplantae; Streptophyta; Magnoliopsida; Cucurbitales; Cucurbitaceae
Product: vacuolar-sorting receptor 1
Exons: 12
Coding region: 613-2481 (622 amino acids)
Molecular function (GO): calcium ion binding
Source: RefSeq, a predicted model, not a curated record